Messenger RNA from Engraulis encrasicolus (European anchovy), 7004 nucleotides. RefSeq lists its product as uncharacterized. The transcript has 14 exons. Bases 253 to 2973 code for a protein of 906 amino acids. The record is from RefSeq and is a predicted model, not a curated record. Lineage: Eukaryota; Metazoa; Chordata; Actinopteri; Clupeiformes; Engraulidae.
GAAAGGGAAGGAGGAGAGAUGUAUGGUAGCCUACUUGUGCAUUUCUGCAGGAGAAGUAAAACCGUGAAAGUAACUCAGCGGAAGUUCUAACGCUUUUGUAAAACACAGCAACUUCACCAUCGUUGCCAUCAUCCAAGACACUUUUAAAUUCAGGACAACAUCCAACAACAAAGGGGUGUUCUUGGUAUCGAUUCCACCCUGAGAGAGAGAAAGACAGAGACAGCGAGGAGCCGCCAUCUUGAAAACAUCACCAUGGCGUGGUCAUCGUGGCUGACGACGUGUGUGCUGCCCCGUUGUACGGCAUCAUCAUCGUCGUUGCUGCGUGGCGCGUACCUGGUGGUGGCGGCGGGUGUCUGCUGUCUGCUGACGGCCGCGCCGUGUGCCCGCGCCGAGAGCUGCCUGAUGAUCAGCGAGGUGAACAGCGACAACCCCAAGUUCGACACGCGCGAGUUCAUCGAACUCUUCCACUCCAGCGGCGCGCGCACUUCGCUGCGCGGCUACACCGUGGUGCUGUACAACGGUAAUGGCAACACGGCGUACCGCGUCAUCGACCUAUCGGAGCACACCACCGACGACCGGGGCUUCCUCCUGAUUGGCUCGGUGGAGCUCAGCCCCCGGCCCGCCGUGGCGCUCCCGCCCAAUAGCAUCCAGAACGGGCCCGACGCCGUGGCGCUGUACGGGCCGGACGCCGCCGAGGAGGAGGAGCCGUUCGAGGUCGGGGAGCACGUACGAGCGCACGGUCUGGUGGACGCCCUGGUCUACGCCACGCGGCGCGGCGGCGACGUGGAGGAGCUGGCCAGCGUGCUGACGCCCGGCUCGCCGCCGUUCCUCGAGGACCCCUCGCUGUUCGAGGAGGACGAGUCCAUCCAGCGAUGCCGGGAGAGCGCACACCAUUGGACCUUUCUGGUGGCCCCGCCCACCCCCGGGAGAGCCAAUGACUGCGCGCCGCCGGCCCCGACGCUGGCGCGCAUCGACGAGCUGCGGCUGGCCGCGGGCUUGACCGUGGAGUUGAACAUCGGCACGGAGACGGGUGCCAUGGUGCUGGUGGUGACGGACGCACAGACGGGGAGGGUCAUGGCCACGUCGGAUAUACCGGGCUCGGGGCAGAGCUCCCGGACGCUCAGCAUCUCCCUGGAACCCGAAUGGACAGGAAUCAGCAGCGGCGCAGUGGCCCUGUACGAAGGGAAGAUGGAGGACAUAGAUCCGCAUACGGAGCCAGUGGACGCCUUUGUCUUCACCUCGAACCCUGAGUCCCUAAAUGUCAACAUACUGGAGAACCUGACGCCUGGCCGCCAAGCCUACACUGUCCCACACAGUUGGGCGGAUGGCCUGUCACUCAGCCGAUGUGGAGUCGCUGAUUGGACGAGAGACUCUGGGACCUUUAUGGAGGCGGUGAUGACCCUGUCGGCAGCCAAUCUCUGUCCUUGGCCAAAGGUCUGCCCCCAUGACAUCGUGUUUCCAGACGGGACUCCGCCCCCUACCCAGCAGCCGUGGCUAGGGGCGGACUUCCUGAUCAACGAGAUCAACUCUGAUUCGCCAGGAGCGGCGGAAAACACAGAGUUCAUCGAGCUCUGGCACCCGUCCGGGUCCGAAACCUCGUUGGACGGGGUGUGGCUUCUGCUCAUCAACGGCCAGGGGGGACGGGUCUACAGAGAGAUCAGCCUAUCGGGUUACUUCACCGACACCGAAGGUUACAUUCUGAUUGGCAGCGACGGGGUCGAACCACUGCCGUCCGUGUUGCUCCCACCCAACACCAUACAGAACGGGCCGGACGCAGUGGCGCUGUACCGCAGCAAGGACCCGCCCACCGACCAGGAGGGAAUCCCCACGGUGGGGCUCCUGGACGCGGUCGUGUACCGCACCCGCGCCGACGACAAGAGCGCCCAGGUGCUGACGGACGCCCUCACGCCCUACCAGCUCCCCCUCCUGGAGGACGCCAACGCGCUGCCGGGAGACGACGAGAGCCUCAGCCGAUGCGAGGGCCGACCGCAGACGCUCGACGCAUUCCGAGUCGGCCCGCUCACCCCGAUGGAGAAGAAUGUUUGUCCCCGCCCCCCUCCCCCCAAGGAGCUGGCCAUCAACGAGGUGGGCGGGGCUCUGGGCCCCAAUUACACGCAGGAGAGCAUGUUCGUGGAGCUGAUUGGCCCUCCCCAUGCCAGCCUGGUGGGAUUGGUGGUCAUGGUGUUUGAGGGCGGGACCAGGGAAGCCAUCCCUCUGACAGGAAGCUUUGGAGAUGAUGGGCUCUUCCUGCUCAACCACACCUCGGGAACAGAUGCCGUGGUGCUGUGCUAUGGCGCGGGAGCUUGUGACGCGGACUCUGAAAUCCUGGACUCUGUGAUCUUCACCGAUGUGCCCCUGCACCUGAAGAAUCUUCCAGCCAGCACCGGCCACAUCAACCCAGCCAUCAGGGCGGUGGUGGAUGGCCGCAUCUCGCUGAGUCGCUGCUCCUGCUGCGAUCACAACUCCCCCUCCUCCUGGAUCACUUCCUCCCCCACCCCCGGCCUGCCCAAUCACUGCCCUAGCCCCACCUACUCCAGCACCAUCCACCUAUGCCUGGAGCCGCAGCCGCUUGACGUACAGGACCAAGCAGGAAGUAAUCACACCACUACUACCACUGUGGAUCCAGACAUCACAGACUGCAGUGGGGAGGUGGCUGUGUAUCUGGAGCAGCAGUGUAACUGCGGUAUCACAGCUCUUUAUUUACAAGGCGUGAAUGUGUCCUGUGUGUCUGGUCUGAUGUAUCUGCAGGGCUCGAUCCCUGCCCUUUCUGAACACCAGAGGGCGCUAAUCACCCACACCACCAGCAGCACACACUCGUGUAUGAGGACAGGGUCCUUGGCGCUGCCAGUGGGCAUAGUGAUGGGCGUCAUCUUUCUGCUGCUGAUGGGCGUCGCUCUCUUUUUAUUCCUGUACAGGAGAAAGCGGCCAAUGGAUUAUUCUUCAAUGGAACUAAGUGAACACGUCGAACUCUAGCCUUCCAUCAGAAUGUGUGUGUGUGUGCAUGCGUGUGUGUGUGUGUGUGUGUGUGUGUGUGCGUGUGUGUGUGUGUGUGUGUGAGAGAGAGAGUGCGUACAAUAUCUUGAAGUAUUAUGUACAGAAGCAAAUGCCUGAUUUUAAUUUUCAAUUCAUGUGUUUAUAUGUUUAGUGUGUGUGCGUGUGUGCGUGUGUGUGUGUGUGUGUGUGUGUGUGUGUGUGUGUGUGUGUGUGUGUGUGUGUGUGUGUGUGUGUGUGUGUGUGUGUGUGUGUGUGUGUGUGUGUGUGUGUGUGUGUGUGUGACGUAAAUGUGUUGCCACUGACGGUUGACAUAAUUUCUUGAACAUUUGUGCAUUCACAUGUGUGUGUGUGUGUGUGUGUGUGUGCGUGCGUGCGUGCGUGCGUGCGUGCGUGUGUGUGUUUCCCCUAGAGACAAUCUAUCUCUUCAUGAGAUCUGGAUAGGCCUUACUUACAUGUCCUAAGUGUCAUCUAUUGCAUGCGGUUGACAAACAGACUUCCCCAUCUGCAUUCAUAGCCAGCUUGACACAUGCAUACACUCACACAAACACAUACAAAUACAUACGCACAUGAACAUAUCCAAACAAAUUCAAACAUGCACACACAGUCACACAAACACAUACAGUACACACACACUCACAUGAACAUAUCCAAACAGAUUCAAACAUGCACACACACUCACACAAACACAUCCACACACAUUCAUUUCAAACAAGCACACACCACGCACACAAACAUAUACAAAUGUAUUUUGCCAGCUUGCAGUAUUAUUUGAAUGAAUGUGUUUACCGUCAUUGCAAUGAGUUAAUUCUUACCACUGGUGGCUGUGUCAGGGAGGUUACUGCAGCUCUAUGAAAGACAAUGACAAAGGUGACAAAGGUCAUUUUUAAUUUACGUAAAUGUAAAUUUUAACCUUUAUUAAUUAACAAAUGUCAUGAUGCCGUAGGGGAGGUUAUCUAGUCCGGCGCUGGCCAACAGAGACAGAAAUACAUUCUUCAUACAAAAAUGUAUUGACCUAUCAGACCAGGGGUGUCAAACUCAGGCCCGGGGGCCAAAUCUGGCCCGCGGAGCCAUUUUAUUUGGCCCGCGAGAUCAUUUCAAAUGUGUAUUGCAGUUGGCCCACAUACACCAUUAAUGUAUAGUGGUCAAAGACUUGAACAAGAAAUUUGGUGUGUCACAGGAUGUGCAGAUACAUUUGAACUACCAUAUAUGAUGGGAAAGAGUGUGUGUGAAAUUUAACUAUGAGUAUGAAGUGUAUGUACGCACAAUUUUAGUCCAAUUUUUAAAAUAAAUGUUGAGUUCGGCCCGCGACUUUUUUCCAGAUUUUGAUUUUGGCCCUCAGUCAAUUUGAGUUUGACACCCCUGUAUCAGACCAAUGCUGUGCUUAUGAACUAUCUUAGAACAGACACCACACAGUACUUGUCAAAGUGCUCCUUCAACACUGGGAGAGUCUAAUUUAACACUCUUAACCCAGGCUCAAACUACACGACUAUUGGCCCGAUUCUCAGCUGUAAACCCCCCUUAUGACAAUCGAUGGAACGUUGCCCCCCAGGACAAUCGCAAGCAAACUUUGCCGGCUCAAAGAGUCACCGAUUGCAAAUCGUAGAUAUACUGAUUGAUAUUUACGACUGGAAAUAGAACGUCUGGCAUUGUCUCUGUGUUUGUGAUCGUGGAUUAGAUUGACACGUGUGAUUCUCUUCUAGUGUGCGGCGCAGCAUGACUUCAAAGUUGAACACAAAACUAGGAGUCGUGUAGUUUGAGCCCAGAUUAAAGCCUCGUUCACACACGUCACACGUAUAACGUCAAUGUGUUCCAGCGAGACGAGCAGGCAAGUAGGCGAGUACUAUACAAGUGAUGCGAUGUGGGCGGAUCCGGAGUUGAAAAUAUUUUAACUUCGAACGAGGAGAGUGGGCGAGUAACCAAUUGGAAUGCAGAGUUUGGUACUACUCGCCUGUGCAUUGGCAGUUAAAGGACCAGUUCAGUCAAUUCCAACAUGCAGUUGUAAUGCUCACACUACCCUGGACUUGUCAAUACCUGACAUUUUUUGUUCUUCUUCUUCAGCCAUUUCCAAGAUCCUGGUCAUUGUAAUGGGGGCAGCGCUUUGUUUACAUAAAAAAAAAAAAAAAACAUUUUUAUUUAUUCCCAAAAAACAUCCAAAAGGUUAUACAACAUCAGCAGACAAUUAGCAAACAGCGGUACCUUUUGGGAAAAAUAUUUGGAGUAGGCCUAUGUUUAAAAAAAAUUAAAUGUAAACAAACGCUGCCCCCAUUAGAAUAGCUCAUAUCUCGGAAAGGGCUGAGCCGAAAAAUUUGGCAUCACCGGGUACUGACAAGUCAAGGGUCGCCUGAGCAAUACAAGCGCAUAUUGAAAUUGACUGAACUGGUCCUUUAAAGCCGCGGGAACAUUUAGCGAACGUUCCAUGAGAGAAUGGCGAGUAGGCGAGCGAGCGAAAAGCUAGUAACUAGCAGUGAUGUGUGUGAACGUAGCUUAAGUGUUAAUUCUACUCUUUAAGUGUUGAGGAUUAUACAGGUAGCUGUUAAUACCUGCUGGCCAUUGCUGCCUGUCGCACCUCCUCCGGUGCCCAUGGGUCAGCGAGAGAAAAUAAGACUUGUGACACAAUUAACACUGUGACAUUUACUGUGCAGACAUUUGAGAUAAUGAGCAUGCAGAGAGCACGUGUACAUGCGCAAGAGUUAACUCUAUGAGAUAUUAUGCCAUUCAUUUCGUCAUUGGAAAACCGGCUUGCUUUUGGGACUAUGGUCCACUGACCAAGUAAAUUUACACAACCAGAUUAAAUAUCAUAUGUAGUAUAUCAAAUAAAGUCUCAUUUUUAAUCAUAUGUUGAGAAUGAGAAUGAGAGUACAGUAUGAGAAGAUUAUGGGACCGUUUUUAUUGGUGAAUGCUUUGCACUCUUAUACUAUAGGAAGUGUUUUCAAGCUCUUAACAUAACAGGUCAAUUAAUCAUUGUGCUAAAACCAUUGUGCUGGAAUAUCUAACGUGUGUGUGUGUGUGUGUGUGUGUGUGUGUGUGUGUGUGUGUGUGUGUGUGUGUGUGUGUGUGUGUGUGUGUGUGUAUGUGUGUGACGUCCGUCCCUGUGUGUGUGUGUGUGUGUUUGUGUGCAUGCCCGUCCGUGUGUGUGUGUGUAUGUGUGUGUGUGCCCGUCCAUGUGUGUGUUUGUGUUUCCUUGUGUGUUUUUGUUUCUGGAUGUAUGAAGAGAUAUUUUUGGAGAUUUUUUUUCUUUUUGGAGAAUUGUGUUCCAUAAUGUAGAAGACUAUCAGUGUUCUCAGGGCAAGCCAAUAUUGUGUCGAUACCAGUAAAACGAAUAUUGAAUCGGUACCAAGUAAAGCGAGUAUUGAAUUGGUACCAGUAAAGCGAGUAUUGUAUCGGUACCAGUAAAGCGAAUAUUGAAUUGGUACCAGUAAAGCGAGUAUUGUAUCGGUACCAGUAAAGCGAUUAUUUUAUCGAUACCAGUAAAGCGAAUAUUGUAUCGUACCAGAAUCGGUACCAGUAAAGCGAUUAUUGUAUUGAUACCAGUAAAGCUGAUAUUGUGUCGGUACCAGUAAAGCUUUGUUGAUGUUAUCGCUGUUUCAUGUCCAUUUUGAUGAUGUUUGGGUAACACUUAAACUUGACGCCGGUCUCAUAUGCAUGUCAUUACAGUGUCAAAAUAGUGUCAUGGCACAGUCAUAGAUAAGUCAUGAACAUAACGUCCAUGUCAUAAAACUUUUUAUGACUGUUGGCCUUAAGUGACAUUCAGUUAUGACAAAGACUCAUCUAUGACUGUGUCAUCAUGACACUAUUACGACACUGGCGUCAAGUAAAGUGUUACCGAUGUUUUGUUUUGUUGUGUUAUUGUUUGUGUUUGUGUUUGUUUGUUUGUUUGUUUGCUGCAUUGUGGGUUCUCAUACUGUGACAGCCACCUGAAGCACUUAAUGCAACAUGUCCGAUGCAUUUCCUGUAUUAGUUGUCUGUUAAGACGGCACAUAGCAAUAAAAAAGAAUCAUAUUUUACCUAAA